This is a messenger RNA of Drosophila ananassae, 1512 nucleotides long. Its product is annotated as RIB43A-like with coiled-coils protein 2. The record is from RefSeq and is a predicted model, not a curated record. NCBI's taxonomy places the organism in Eukaryota, Metazoa, Arthropoda, Insecta, Diptera, Drosophilidae. The transcript has 2 exons. Bases 164 to 1309 code for a protein of 381 amino acids.
CACCCGGCAACCGAGCUAAACAAACUCAACAAACAAACUCCAUUACUCCUCAAUAAUAUUCCCUUUUUUUCACCCAGACUGUACAAAUCUUUAAGGAAUACUCCAACCCAGCGGUUUCACACAAUCCUUUGUAUAUCUUUUUGUUAUUACCAGGAUUAACAGGAUGACGCUCAAAAUCGGGAUAUGCACCAAGUCGGACCUCGACGAGGCGAUGAAGUUGCAGAAACGGGAGCAGUACGAGGAGGAGCGCAAGAGUCGCAUUUUCAACGCCAAACAGCGCCUCUACGGGCUCGAUCUUGAUACUCUGGAGCGCCAGAUCCUGGAGAAGAAGAAACAGCAGAGCGACCAGAUCACCCGCGACAAGCUGUUCGAGGAGCAGGAGCAGCUGCAGAAGCGCCUGAUCUUGGCCCAGGAGCGGGAGCUGGAGAAGAAGCAGCGGGUAGCCGACUCCGAUCUCAACUACUACCGGUGUCGCUACCAACAGAAGGAGCAGCGCCGCGAGUUCGACUUGAACGAUCCGAACUACCUGAAGAAGGCGCGUCCGACUCGCAUCGCGGAUGAUGACAUCGCUCUGGGUGUGUCCAGUGCCCAGAUCUUUCACGGCGAGGAUCUGUUUAACUCGGAGCGGAAGGUGCGUCAGCGGGAGCAGCAACGGGCCUGGCUGGAUCAGCAGAUUGCCGAGCGGAAGCAGGCGAAGGAGGCCCGCAAGCAGGCCGAGAACAUGCUCAUGGACAGUGUCGUCUGCCGGGACAAGCUGCUCCUGGAGAUGGCCAAGUCGGAUCACAUGAUGCGCAACCAGGUGAUCCAGCGGACAAGGGAGUUCAACAUGAACAUGGCCAAGCAGAAGCAGCUGGACCGCGACCGGGCCAAGCGCGAAAAGUACGAGGACGACAUGGCCGAGAUCUACAACAUGCUCUCCAGCGACAUGCUAACCGAGAAUCCCGAUGUGGCCCAAUCGAAGACCGAUCCCAACAAGAAGAUCGCCUUCAUGUAUCGCGGCAUGACACCGGAGGAGUUGCGGGUCUUCCGGCUGGGCCAGGAACAGCAGCUGCGGCUAAGCACACAACGGAAGGUGGAGGCCCAGAUGAUGGACAAGCAGUGGGAGCAGUAUGCCAUCAAUAUGGAUCGCACGCUGGUGCUCCAGCAGAUCGAUGUGGACAGGCAGCGCAAGGCGCAGUUCGAUGAACUGAUGCGGGCCAAUGCCAAGCUGGCCGUGGAGCAGGAUCAGCAGCGCAAGGACGCCAUGAUAGCGCUGAGCAAUGCCGUCUCCGAUGACUUCUACGAUCAGUUCAACAAGAAUUCACGUUAAGUUACUCCUUUUUUCCUCAUCCAACCCAGCAAGUCUAUGUGUAUCCUGGAGACGCUUGGGAAACGGCCUCAGCCGCUCAUUUGGGCUGUGGAGGAGCAUUUCCCAGGCGAUUCCAAGGCACUCUUUUAAGAAUAAUAUGUAGGUUUGUUGGGUGUCUUACAUACAUACAUUAAAUACAUUUAAAUUUUCAAGUUCAUCCUGAA